UGCCCCGUGGCGAUACAGUGGAUUAAUCCGGUUAUGCUGGGAUAUCCUGAGUGUGUGUGUACCUAAUCUAACAAAGACUAACCCUUCGACCAAAAAAAAAAACAAAGACUAACCCCCCAAUCAAAAAAAAAAACUCCCAUCUUGUCCUGCACCAUGUUUUCCAAUCCCUUCCUUUUUAUAUAUGUACAUUUACACUUCAGGGCUUACAAACAUAGAUAAAAGAGAUCUGCUUGAGCAAUCAAAUUGAGAGAGAGAGAGAGAGAGAGAUGAAGAAGUGUGAGCUGUGUGAUUCUGUGGCAAAGAUGUACUGUGAAUCAGAUCAGGCUAGUCUGUGUUGGGAUUGUGACAUCAAGGUUCAUGGUGCAAACUUCUUGGUGGCGAAGCAUUUAAGGACUCUGCUCUGCCAUGUCUGUCAAUCUCUAACCCCAUGGAAUGCCUCUGGACCCAAGCUUGGUCCUACUGUUUCAGUUUGUGAGAAUUGUGUGAACAGUUCUAACAAGGAGUCCACAAAUGAAGAAGAAGAAGAACAUGAUGAUGAUGAUCAUGAAGAAAAUAGCAUUGGAGAAGAUGAUGAACAUGAUGGUGGUGGUGGUGACAAUGGCGCUGAUGAUAACGAUGGUGGUAAUGAUGAUGAUGAUGAUGAGGAGAAUCAAGUUGUUCCAUGGUCAUCUAGCUCUUCAACUCCACCAGACUCAAGUUCUUUAAGUGAUGAAGAAUGUUGCCAUGAAAGCUUCUCAGAAACAAGAUCAUCAUAUCCAUGUAAGCGCAGGUGCUACAAUGCACUCUUGAAUUCUCAAGCACGCAAUUUCUUCACCUAAAGAUCUUGCAAAUCAUGCAUCUCUUAUUUUCUUUCUUUUGAGUUCAUCCGAUCAUCUUCAAUAAUAGAAAGAUGAGAGCUGCUGCAGUGGAACCGAUAUCAAGAAAAAAUUCGAGCCCAGAAUGAUUCAGGGAAGCAACAAGUUAAGACCCAAAAUUUACUUCCACGAGUUGAUGAAGAUUUUACUGACUAGGUGAAUUUUCUUUGUUUUCAAGUCAUUGUAAGCUUUUAACUUCCAUUUCAGUUGGAUCCUUACCAUCUUCCUCACCAUUUCAUCUUUUCAGCAAAGUUUCCUGUAUAAAUGACAUAUUUUGCUUUGCUUU
Rosa rugosa (rugosa rose) is the source of this 1140-nucleotide messenger RNA. Its product is annotated as zinc finger protein CONSTANS-LIKE 9-like. Gene Ontology annotation, molecular function: zinc ion binding. Bases 267 to 818 code for a protein of 183 amino acids. The transcript has a single exon. The record is from RefSeq and is a predicted model, not a curated record. Lineage: Eukaryota; Viridiplantae; Streptophyta; Magnoliopsida; Rosales; Rosaceae.